Drosophila takahashii is the source of this 735-nucleotide messenger RNA. RefSeq lists its product as uncharacterized. The record is from RefSeq and is a predicted model, not a curated record. Lineage: Eukaryota; Metazoa; Arthropoda; Insecta; Diptera; Drosophilidae.
GGAAACUGAGACUCAAGAGACUCAGUCUCGAGUGCGAUAUUGGCGAGUGUGAACGUGUUUACUUGGGCUUCGAUUGCAAAUACACAAAACCGACUUUACGAUGGCAAUUACGCGGCGGCUUCCCCGAUCGAAGCUGCUGUUAUUGUUUGCCUGGCUGUGUUUGGCAUUGGAUCUAAAUCGUGCAGCUCGAGUGCCCAGCGAUCAGUUUGUGUUUCCUUCUGACUCAAAGACCAAUAAUCCGCCCAUCCGACUGGAGUCCAGACUCAGGGAAAUCGAGCGACAAAUGGAGGAGGUACCGAGAGCCACGAAUGUCACCCUCUUGAUGCCCAAGGAAAGCAAAAAGGGUUCGCCCCGGAAUACGGGUAACGAAAAUAUCUCGCAGAAACCAGGAAAUACUCCCAACAAAACCGGAAGCAUAAGUGAUCUUCCGAAUAAUUCAACCAAAGGGGAGAUAGAAGUACCAUCCCGUCAGGGAAACAAAACCCAUCCCUCCAGCGAAUCCAAGAUGGUAACCUUCGUUAAAGAACCCGAAUCGGAUAAGCCAGCUCCUUGGGAUCAAGCCACCCCAGCCACCAUUGUCUCCGAUCCCAAAGGCGUUAUUAUUGGACCGCGGAUUGUCCUGGAAACCACAAAGAUUUGUCCGGAGGGCACUACCCUCACCGUCAAUGACCAUUGCCGCAAGAUUGCCUAGCAUUUCUUCUAGAUCUUCAAUAAAUAAAUCUUAAAAGCAAUGCA